This is a messenger RNA of Pteronotus mesoamericanus, 4198 nucleotides long. It is a transcript of the gene SGMS2, whose product is annotated as sphingomyelin synthase 2. Bases 551 to 1648 code for a protein of 365 amino acids. The record is from RefSeq and is a predicted model, not a curated record. The transcript is spliced from 7 exons. Gene Ontology annotation, cellular component: plasma membrane; Golgi membrane; endoplasmic reticulum membrane. Gene Ontology annotation, biological process: sphingomyelin biosynthetic process; ceramide biosynthetic process. NCBI's taxonomy places the organism in Eukaryota, Metazoa, Chordata, Mammalia, Chiroptera, Mormoopidae. Gene Ontology annotation, molecular function: ceramide cholinephosphotransferase activity; sphingomyelin synthase activity.
ACCCCGCCCUCGGCGCGCACUGAGCCACCAGAGCCCUGCUGGUGCUGCAGCGCCGCCGACACUGGCCUCGGGGGCGGGGGCCGCGGGAGGGCGAGACCCCGAGCAAACUUUCUAGCGGCCUCGGCUGCGGGGGUGGCUGCGGCAGCGGGCUCCGUCCGCUAGCAAAUCCUCCGCGGGGAGCUAGUGCCUUCGGCUGGAAGCAGCUGUUGUCCUCUGCUCCAUACUGCUCUUUGCAGAAGGAUUGGCUGUGAGACUCGGACUGUUGACUGCUGCGAGGACCAGUGUGGGAUUCCCUGGGCAACACCUGCACACAGUAGGUGGAAUAGUGAAAUCUUUUGGGAGAGGAAAUUUGGCCCGUUGCCCUGAGAGCAGUGCGUGUACAGCGGCGGGCUGCAGGGGAGGCAUGGUCGUCCGGCGGCUACUCUCUACGUUUCGUACCAGGAAGCAGAGCCAGUUGAAGAGUCCAUGUUGAUCUUGGAAAUAGAAGGAUUAAAAAACGUUCCUACAAAGAACUUUACCAUCUCUCUUUUGAUCUGAAGACUGGGGGACAAUGGAUAUUAUAGAGACAGCAAAACUUGAAGAACAUAUGGAAAACCAAACCAAUGAUCCGGCAAACACUUACACAAGACCUGCUGAACCCGCUGAAGAAGAAGAAAAAAAUGGCAAUGGUAAACCUAAGAGCUUAUCCAAUGGGUUGCGAAAGGGCACCAAAAAGUACCCGGACUAUAUCCAGAUUGCUAUGCCCACUGAAUCGAGGAACAAAUUUCCCCUAGAAUGGUGGAAAACGGGCAUCGCUUUUGUGUACGCUCUUUUCAACCUUGUCUUGACAACCGUCAUGAUCACAGUUGUACACGAGAGGGUCCCUCCCAAGGAGCUCAGCCCUCCACUCCCAGACAAGUUUUUUGAUUACAUUGAUCGGGUGACAUGGGCAUUUUCUGUAUCAGAAAUAAAUGGGAUUAUAUUAGUUGGAUUAUGGAUCACCCAGUGGCUCUUUCUGAGAUACAAGUCAAUAGUGGGGCGCAGAUUCUUUUUUAUCAUUGGGACUUUAUACCUGUAUCGCUGUAUCACAAUGUACGUCACGACUCUGCCUGUGCCCGGAAUGCACUUCCAAUGUGCUCCGAAGCUCAACGGAGACUCUCGGGCGAAAGUGCAGCGGAUCCUGAGGUUGAUUUCCGGUGGAGGAUUGUCCAUAACUGGAUCGCAUAUCUUGUGCGGAGACUUUCUCUUCAGCGGUCACACGGUUGUGCUGACACUUACUUAUUUGUUCAUCAAAGAAUAUUCGCCUCGUCACUUCUGGUGGUAUCAUUUAAUCUGCUGGCUGCUGAGCGCUGCUGGGAUCAUCUGCAUUCUUGUAGCACAUGAACACUAUACUGUCGAUGUGAUCAUUGCUUAUUACAUCACAACACGGCUGUUUUGGUGGUACCAUUCAAUGGCCAAUGAAAAGAACUUGAAGGUCUCUUCACAGACUAACUUCUUGUCUCGUGCAUGGUGGUUCCCCAUCUUUUAUUUUUUUGAGAAAAAUGUACAAGGCUCAAUUCCUUGCUGCUUCUCCUGGCCACUCUCCUGGCCUCCUGGCUGCUUUAAAUCAUCGUGCAAAAAGUACUCCCGGGUUCAGAAGACAGGCGAAGACAAUGAGAAAUCUACCUGAGCCGCAAAACAAAGGCAGCAGCUCUUAUACCAAACGAGGUAUCGCUGUCACCAAAGGUGUAUUUUUGUUUUUUUAUUUUAGGAGAACUGACUGGUAAAUGAACAAGUGGACCAAAUUUUGUGUAAAUGAUUAGAAAGAUGAACAAAGUGUUACCCUUUGACUUUUUGUUUUGUUUUGUUUUUUUAUUCAUCCUGAGAAAGUUAUAUUCUCCUGCGGCUCUCCAUUCAAUGGUGACAAGCCCUCCACCUGGGAUUUUACCAGCGAGCUUGUCAAAGAGGUGCCAAAGAACACAUUACACCUUUCCUUAGCCUUUCUCCACUAAAGAAUUUUUUCAGGAUUUUUUUCCCCUCCAAGGUCAGAAGAAUUUGUUAAUGUUUUAAAUAAACUCUCUGGACAGAUAUAGCUACUGUGUAAAUAGAAUAACCUAAUGUUGAGAGUGAGUUUUUGCAUUAGGCCUAUUAGUGAGGGGGAGACACAAGGGUUGUGAGUGAACUUCGGGUGCACUUAACUUCUCUCCUUUUGUGGGGAAGGGUAAGGUUAGGCCUGGGAAUAUGUACUGCUGCUACCACCCAGUGUACUAUGGAUCACUUUUACUUUAUUUUUUAAACUGAUAAUUUUAUUUAAAAUUGAAAGAUAUGUGAUCUAAGUAAAUAUGGAAGUAUUUGAAUAACCCCACAGGUUUUACUUGUUUGUAAAUAUUUAAUUUUAAGAUCUCUGUGACAGACACACAGGAAAUGCAGGGCUGGUUCUGCUCACAGCAGCCCUGGUUUGCACACCUGCCUGCUGUCUGCCUGGUAAAUCUGCGCCUGGUACCCCCAGGCAGCCGGCUGCACACACAGGCUGAACCCACGUGGGCGAGCUGAUGCUCCUGUUGCAGGAGGAACGAGCCGGCGUUCUCUCCCAGGUCUUGCCCUGUGUGAGAUCUGUUUUAGAGCUGCUUAUCGAAACUCAGAAAUAUAAUUGGUCGCACUUCACUGAAAACCAUUUCUUUCUAGUUAUACUCUGUUUUAUGGGAAAAACCAAGAUGGAGUCCACAAGUUUAAUGCAAUCUUGCCUUUUUGCAAGAGGCCCAGCUUCUUAUCAACUGAGUGUUUAUAGGAAGGACUAUGGACACAUACCACAAUUGAGUCAUUUUACUUUGACCCUGAAAUUAUACCACAUUGCUGCACUAUAAGCUAUUGUUGGUAAGCUGUUAUCGGAAUCAGGAUGUUAGACAGUUAAAGCUAUUCAAUAAAGGGGGCUCAUCAUUUCUAAAGUUCUUUCAGGUGAUGCAAAAAAAGAAAAAGAUAGACUUGAUCAGAUUUAAUGCUGUCAGAGUUAGUACAGAGUUUAGUGCUGUUGGGUCUUGUGGAUAAUUCUUACUUAAUUUCUUAAGACUUCUAGUAACCUUACAAAAAGAUUUAAGAUUACAAAAUCAUCAACCCAGAGAAGCAGAGAAGCCAACUGGGGUACAUAGAGGAAGUUACAUUUAUAUUGAAGGUAAAAAUUUCCCUCCACUUAGAAAGGAAAAAAAAAAAUCUAAAUUUGUUAUUAUGAACUAAUUAGCCUUGAUUUGAUAUACAAAAUUGACCUUUAAAUUGCUCAAGAGAAGCACAAUACAAACAUAAAUGUGUUCAGAAAGGUCAUCAUCCUUUGGUGCUAAAAUUCUGUGUGUUUUCAGUAUAGCUCUUGCUCUGUGUAAUAGAGGGGUCACUAAAGGAAAGGUGGUUGAAUUCAAAGACAGUUUAUUUUAAAAAAAGAAGUGAAACCCUGAACUUUCUUGGCUGGUUUUGAAAUGCAAGGAAUUUGUCCAGUAUUUAUUAUUAAACCAAUAAGGAAUAUAUCUAUACCUUACCUGAUGUGUUUAAUUUUUUCCUUAUUUUCACUUAUUACAUAUUGACAGUUGUGCUAAAACAAGGUGUUCUGCUUGAAAACACUGGUUUUAAAUUUCUGCUAUCCGAUUGUGAAAACAUCUGACACUGCAGCCUGGGUUUUGCUCUCUUAACACUGGGAUAUUGAGCCUCUGAUUUCCAUAAGACCACUUGGUAUGCCUUAGAUAUACCUGAGAGCCUUAUUCCCCUACAACUUAGAUAACCCUCUUUUCUUCAUAUGAGGAAAUGGAUUUCAGCUUUUAAAAUCAUGGUGCAUGGAUCGUUGGAAACCCUUGAAACAGUAAACCUUGCAUGUUAGUCAAGUCAUCUAGUGUUUUUUGUUUUUUGUUUUUAAAUAAUUCCAUCACCUGUUAAAGAACUUUAGGAAACAUGUCUGACCCCACAUGUGGACAGACACGCUGCUGCCCUCUUCCGUGCAGUGUCUGGCAUAGCUCACUAGUAGAGGCUGUGGGAGCAUGCGGUGUCCAAAGAAGGGUGAGUGGGAGAUACCGGAGUUUCAAGAUGGGAAAACAUAAGAGAAAUAGUGAAUCUCAUUUACAUUUAGGAGAGCAAGCUUGAGGUUUAACCCAACAUGCCACUUUGGAAUAUAAAACAUAAACAAUUACUAGACUUACUGUGGAGAUCGUUUUGCGGUAUAGAGAAAUAGCGAAUCAUUAUGUUGGACUCCUGAAACUAAUAU